CUCUUUCUUAAUUAACCACAUUUACUGGACCACAGAUCACCUUCAAAUAUGUUUUAGUUAGUACUUCAAUAUGAUUAGGUAUUCAUUUUGCAUAAAUGAGGAAAGUGUCCAUUCAUAUCACUCCUGAACUGGAAGUUUCAGUUAUACGCCUUAACAGCCCUGUAGAGAUGACUGUUUAUCAGGCUGUAACUAAAAAUAUCCAGAAUGUGUUAGUAAAAGUAGUGAUGACAGAAAGAAUUCGGGCCAAGUUAAACUUUAAGCAUCACUAACUACCAAUGGAGUGCGACCGCACCAAUGACCUUGAGACGCUCACUGAGCAUGUUGAUGAAACCUGCCAAAUAAUGUUGUCAUCAUCAAUAAAAUAUGCUCAUCGAAGUGUUAAGCUAUUAAAUGAGAUAUCUGGCAAGUUACAGCUUACGUUUGGGAAAGAUUAAGUUACGGUUUAAGGCAGGGACAAGUUAGGGUUAGGUUAACCUAAUAAAAGCGACAUUAGGGUUGGUUCGAGUUAGAUUACAGUUAGUUAAGUGAUAUUUUCAUGUUAGGGUUAGGUUCAGGAAAGAUUAGGGUUAUUGUUAGGGUUAAAUUACUCUACUGAUAUAAGAAUAGAACUUGUGCACUGUGGUAGAGUAUAAUUUCAUUGUGAGUAAAAUCUAUUUUGAUAAAUUCUCACUAUAUUAUACAGUAACAUUUACUGAUGACUUUUCGAACACAGUUUAUUGCCCAGUAUAUAUUACUGUAUAACACCGUGAGACUUUAUCAAAAUAAAUUUUACCCACAAUAGAAUUAUACUCUGUUGAUAUUCCAACCUAAAACUGAGAGCUACUUUUAUCACAUGUGAGAGAAAGGUAUCCUCUGUAACACUUUUAUACAGUUUUUGUGCAUUUCUUUUAUAGAUGUAUGUAUUCCAUACACAAAGUGCCUCCUUCGCGUGACUGGUGCGCUCGAGGUCAUUUGCUGAUUGGUAGUUAGUGGUGCUUAAAGUUAAACUUUGCCGGAAUUCGUUAUGAACUCAAUAUGUCAGAAAUUGAUUAGAUAGUAACAAUGUCCAUAUAUCCAGUUGUGGGUUACUGCAUAAGGUUAUGUGAUAUUAUCCAUUCGUACUCGUUGAAUUAUAGAGAGCACAUUCCCCCCACCCCCCGUGAUCAACUGGUUGAGAGUCAAGUACUGAGCCCCAUGUAUAUCACAACGCCACAUUUCAAAAGAAACAAACUUUAAUUAGAGAGAAAAAAAGUAUUAUUGAAACCUUUUUUUUCUUAUGACAAAUAUCGUCUCUUUAAUAUUUCAAAAAAUCAAUAUCUAGGAUAAAAAUUUAUAAUGUGUUGUUAGUAUUCAAGUGGUGUCAUUUCCUGUUCAUCUUUGUUUGUUUUGCAGAAAAUGAAUCAUAAUACUUCCGUUAGUACGGAAAUUUCCGCUCCUAAUUCUGACAGUGUUUCGGUAACUCAUUCUGCAAGUUCUAUUACUACUACUCAUCAAAGACCAGCAUCCAGUGGAAAUCACUUACGACGAACACUGUAUCAUCGGCGUAGAGAUUUCUCCAGAAAAAUAAAAAAGAAGGCUUCUCGAAUCAAUCGUCAGACAACUAAGCAUGAAGUGAAACUUGUUCCAUGGACACCUGGAGAUGAUUACUUACUGAUAAAUUCUGUUGUCAUGGUAUGUAAUCUUACUGAGGUGUAUCAUACUGUAAGAUUUGCUGUGCACUAUACAGAGAAAGAAAUAGAAGCCCGUUGGCGUGAUCUAUUAUUCGAUCCUAUCGUUUCAAGCACAGCAUUAAAAGCUAUUGAAAAGCUUCCACCGUUUAUAAAAGCCCAGUUGGACAGACAAAUACCUUUUACUUCACAAGAAGAUAAUAUUAUAGCUCAGAUCUCCUUCUUAGAUGUAUUUCCAGAUGGCGUGCUUAGACCGCUUACUACUUAUGAUUUGAAUCCGUCUAUAUUUACAGAGGUUCUACGUAAAUAUCCAUCAGUUUUCUAUAUUCGACGAGAUGCAUUUGAUUUAUACCGUCAAUGGUGUCGUUUUUACAGCUGUCAUUGUAUUAGACCAGAUGAAGAAAAAUUAGAAACAAAAACUGAAGAAAUAAGCUCAUUUCUGGUGAAUCCUUCUCCGUCAUCUUCGUCAACAGCAACAACCGUAGGAAUAAAUUCAAUGAAUCGUGACAUCACAUUGAUUCCGAAAGACAUUAGUCUUUCCACUUCUAUACCGCUAGGUGAAGAUCCAGAGAGUUUUUCUGAUACCGAAUUAUUAUUAGAAGAGACAGUGGCAAAUGCUGUUACAGCUGGAAUUAGCAAACUCACUGAACAGUCGACAGUAGCACGUAGACAACGUAUGCUCAAUCAAACAUCCUAUCACGGUUUUCAAGGUCUUGUGACACAAACCAUCUUAGAGGCAUUGAUCAAAGAAUCUUUAUCUAACCAGUCAAGUGAUUCAGGCAUACAGUCUAGUCCAAUUUCAGUAUCAUCUCAGUAUUCCUUGUUGACUUCGAGUGGAUCACGAUCGACAGAUUUAAAAUCAUCAGCAGCAUUUGAUCAGAGUUGUUCAGCGCCACAAGAGUCGUCGAGUAAAUCCCAUUCAUCAUUUAUCCGCCAGUCAUCUGUACCUUUUAUUUCAAAUGAGCAAGAAUUUAAUCUCAAUCGUCGACUUGAACUGUAUCGACGUCGUGGACGUCUUUGGGCACGUUUACGUAGAACUAAAGAAGAAGCUAGACGUUGGACACAUUUAGUUGAAAGAUGUAUAACCAAUGGACUGGAGAUAAUGAAUCCACAACCAGUUUAUCCAGUUUUAGCAACUCUUACAGGAUCUAGGACAAAAUAUUUAAUCAAAGAGAAAAAGGUUAUAUUUGGUCGUAGUUCGUUGCUUUAUCAACCGUAUAUUGAUUUAUCAUAUGAAGGUGAUAGUGCACGUGUAUCACGUUGUCAUGGUCAAAUACGCUUAGCCGAUGAUGGAAUAUUUUGGUUAGCUAAUUUUUCAUCACAUGCUGUUUAUGUUGAUGGUAAUCCUAUACUAACUGAUGAAGAGGUGGAGUUACGAGAUUUAGCCACAGUUCUAGUCAGUCAUAUAACACUUCGAUUCGAUGUCAAUCAUCACUAUGUGAAGUGGUUGUGUAACAAUGUUGCUUAUGAUAUUGAUGAUGAUGAUGAUGAUAAUUAUAAUAACAAUAACGAUAGUAAUACUAAUAGUAGUAACGAUAAUAAUAACAAUGAUGGUACCCUCGAUGAGGCUGUACUUGGUGGUGGUACCGUUAAUGAUGCUGAUGAUGACGCUAAUAAUAAUAAUAAUAAUGACAAUAACAUUAAUGAUAAUAAUAUCGAUCAUCACAGCAGUAUUAGUACCCUUGACGAAAUCGUAGUUAGUGGUGGUACUACUACCGGCAUUAACAAUGAUAUUAAUAAUAAUAACAAUACCAAAGGUGAAGUGAACACACCGGAAGGAUUAUAACUCAAUUGUUUUCAGUGUAUGACAGAUUCAAAACAGCACGUGGGACUGUUACGCAAUAGCUGACCAGUAGAUUUACAUCACAAUGACUGCAAAUUGCGUGAAUUAUUCAGAUGAAAAGAAACUAUUAUUUUUGAUAUUUGUAAAUAACUUAGUACUGAUAUUUUUGUAAAUAGAAUGUAUAUAUAUAUAUAUAUAUACAUG
This is a messenger RNA of Trichobilharzia szidati, 3633 nucleotides long. Lineage: Eukaryota; Metazoa; Platyhelminthes; Trematoda; Strigeidida; Schistosomatidae. The record is from the annotation of a GenBank genome assembly.